Molecule: messenger RNA, 381 nt
Organism: Iphiclides podalirius (scarce swallowtail)
Lineage: Eukaryota; Metazoa; Arthropoda; Insecta; Lepidoptera; Papilionidae
Source: the annotation of a GenBank genome assembly
AUGGCUAAUCAAAUCCUUUUCCCGCCCCCGCCGGCGCCGGAGUGCCAUUGUGGCCUCGAGGAGUUCUACUACAUCCAGAUGGAAAAGUACGCGCGACAGGCGAUCAGCGAAGGCCUGAAGGCCGCAGAUGACCUCCACGUAGCUGGCGACUCAGAGCUGUACAGGGUGCUCAAUCUGCACUACAACAGAAAUAACCACAUCGAGGUCCCGCCCAACUUCAGAUACGUGGUAGAGCAGACGCUGCGCGAGUUCUUCCGCGCUAUCCAGGGCGGCAAGGACACCGAGCAGAGCUGGAAGAAGUCCAUCUACAAAGUGAUCUCGCGGCUCGACGACCCCGUGCCCGAGUACUUCAAGUCGCCGAACUUUCUCGAACAGCUCGAA